Molecule: messenger RNA, 1251 nt
Organism: Punctularia strigosozonata HHB-11173 SS5
Lineage: Eukaryota; Fungi; Basidiomycota; Agaricomycetes; Corticiales; Punctulariaceae
Exons: 18
Source: RefSeq, a predicted model, not a curated record
AUGGACGCCGACACUAAUAACCACGGCCACGACGGGCAAAACAAGGACACGCAUAUUGCGACGACGUCGCAAGACGAGCAUCAGGGAAGUAGGACGAACGAAAUCCGCACGCGUACAACGAGUGCUCGCGUUUCGCGUCCCACCUGGAAGGUACUUGAACAAGGCAAUGAAGGCAAGGCGUCGCGCGGGGUGACUCAAGCCGCUAGAUCGUGUAGUAAGAGUGAUACUGCCCGGGCUACAGACACCGAGGGCAGGGAAGCUGUCAACGACGUCCCUGAAAGGCAAAUACGGAGACGGUGGGCGAUCCACCAGAAGGGCAAGCAACCCGUACUCGGCCAAGGGGAAGAGGGAACCAAUGCGGACGCCCAAACGCGGACGACGGUGACGCGUUCCAGAAAGGGCAAUUUACCUGGGGUUGAGAGUACGGGCGAUCCGCCGGAAGCGCGAGCAACUCGCACAGGACAAGGAGAAAGGAGUGCUUCAAAGAGUACGGGCGAUCCGCCGGAAGCACGAGCAACUCGCACACGACAAGGAGAAAAGAGUGCUUCAAAGGGAACCGAUGGGCACGUCCCAACACGGACGAGGGCUACGCGUUCCGUAAAGGGCGGUUUACCUAGCAUUGAGACAAUCCGCCGGAAGCGCGAGCAACUCGCGCGCAACGAGGAGGAAGGAGUACAUCAUCGAAGGCAUGUCAUUCUUUCCCCUGAUAUCGACAAGCGUAUGAGGGCAACCCGUUUUGGCAAGGGCAACUUACCAGGUGUCGAGGAGGACGAGGAGUCAGAUUUUAGUGGUGAUCCUGCGGUACAUGUGCCAAAUGAUCCUGCAAAGCGCAAGAGAAAUGACCGCAAUGACAAGGAUUUGGCGAAUACACGACAAAAGCGGCAGAACCUCACGCCAGAGCAACACAUUGAUCGCCCUCGCCCUCAGAGCAAAGGAUUGAACGCAGCUGUUGUGCAACCAAUCCAAUCGCCCGAAGACGCGGACGACCUGCCGAGGUUGAGCGGAGUGGACACGAACGUGGGCAACGCGGACGUCUUUGCCCCCCGAUCUUCCCCUCAGCAGCCGCCUCCCUCCGCCACGAGCCCGAGAGAAGACGCGGACGACCUGCCGAGGUUGAGCGGAGUGGACACGAACGUGGGCAGCGCGGACGUCUUUGCCCCCCGAUCUUCCCCUCCGCAGCCGCCUCUCUCCUCCACGAGCCCGAGAGAAGACGCGGACGACCUGCCGAGGUUGAGCGGAGUGGACACGAAC